Neomonachus schauinslandi (Hawaiian monk seal) is the source of this 1872-nucleotide messenger RNA. It is a transcript of the gene PAK3, whose product is annotated as p21 (RAC1) activated kinase 3. The coding region runs from base 62 to 1804 and encodes 580 amino acids. Gene Ontology annotation, biological process: regulation of axonogenesis; regulation of MAPK cascade; intracellular signal transduction. Gene Ontology annotation, molecular function: protein serine/threonine kinase activity; ATP binding. Gene Ontology annotation, cellular component: cytoplasm. The record is from RefSeq and is a predicted model, not a curated record. NCBI's taxonomy places the organism in Eukaryota, Metazoa, Chordata, Mammalia, Carnivora, Phocidae. The transcript has 17 exons.
CUGUGCUGAGGUCCUGCUGCCGGGGCAAUAAGAGGAGCUGUGCAAUCAGUUGUCCCUGAAAAUGUCUGACAGUCUGGAUAAUGAAGAGAAACCCCCAGCCCCACCGCUGAGAAUGAACAGUAACAACCGAGAUUCUUCAGCACUCAACCACAGUUCCAAACCACUUCCCAUGGCCCCUGAAGAGAAGAAUAAGAAAGCCAGGCUUCGCUCUAUCUUCCCAGGAGGAGGGGAUAAAACCAAUAAGAAGAAGGAGAAAGAACGCCCAGAGAUCUCUCUUCCUUCAGACUUUGAACAUACGAUUCAUGUGGGGUUUGACGCAGUCACCGGGGAGUUCACUAACUCCCCCUUCCAGACUUCUAGACCUGUGACGGUCGCUUCAAGUCAAUCAGAGGGAAGAAUGCCAGAUCUCUAUGGCUCACAGAUGUGCCCAGGGAAGCUCCCAGAGGGAAUCCCUGAGCAGUGGGCACGGUUACUCCAAACCUCCAACAUAACAAAACUGGAACAGAAGAAGAACCCACAAGCCGUCCUGGAUGUUCUCAAAUUCUACGAUUCCAAAGAAACGGUCAACAACCAGAAAUACAUGAGCUUUACGUCAGGAGAUAAAAGUGCACACGGAUACAUAGCAGCCCAUCCCUCGAGUACAAAAACAGCAUCAGAGCCUCCUUUGGCUCCACCUGUGUCUGAAGAAGAAGAGGAAGAAGAGGAAGAAGAAGAAGAUGACAAUGAGCCCCCCCCAGUUAUUGCGCCAAGACCCGAGCAUACUAAAUCAAUCUACACUCGUUCUGUGCUGGAAUCCAUUGCUUCACCGGCAGUACCAAAUAAAGAGGUCACACCACCUUCUGCUGAGAACGCCAACUCCAGUACUUUGUAUAGAAACACAGAUCGGCAAAGGAAAAAAUCCAAGAUGACGGACGAGGAGAUCCUAGAGAAGCUAAGAAGCAUUGUGAGUGUCGGUGACCCAAAGAAAAAAUACACAAGAUUUGAAAAAAUAGGCCAAGGGGCAUCAGGUACUGUUUACACAGCGCUAGACAUUGCCACCGGACAAGAGGUGGCCAUAAAGCAGAUGAACCUUCAACAGCAGCCCAAAAAGGAAUUAAUUAUUAAUGAAAUUCUGGUCAUGAGGGAAAAUAAGAACCCCAAUAUUGUUAAUUAUUUAGAUAGCUACUUAGUGGGUGAUGAACUAUGGGUAGUCAUGGAAUACUUGGCUGGUGGCUCUCUUACUGAUGUGGUCACAGAGACCUGUAUGGAUGAAGGCCAGAUAGCAGCUGUCUGCAGAGAGUGCCUCCAAGCUCUGGAUUUUUUGCACUCAAACCAAGUGAUCCAUAGAGACAUAAAGAGUGACAAUAUUCUUCUUGGGAUGGAUGGCUCUGUUAAAUUGACUGAUUUUGGGUUCUGCGCCCAGAUCACCCCCGAGCAAAGUAAACGGAGCACUAUGGUGGGAACUCCCUACUGGAUGGCACCUGAGGUUGUAACUCGAAAAGCUUAUGGUCCGAAAGUUGAUAUCUGGUCUCUGGGGAUUAUGGCAAUCGAAAUGGUGGAAGGUGAACCCCCUUACCUUAAUGAAAAUCCACUCAGGGCAUUAUAUCUGAUAGCCACUAAUGGAACCCCAGAGCUCCAGAAUCCCGAGAGACUGUCAGCUGUGUUCCGUGACUUUUUAAAUCGCUGUCUUGAGAUGGAUGUGGACAGACGAGGAUCUGCCAAGGAGCUUUUGCAGCAUCCAUUUUUAAAAUUAGCCAAGCCUCUCUCCAGCCUGACUCCUCUGAUUAUCGCCGCAAAAGAAGCGAUUAAGAACAGCAGCCGCUAGGACCGCGAGGCCUACCCUCCACCAUCUCCCUCCUGAGUAAGACUGAACUGAGACGCUGCUGCGGAAAA